Molecule: messenger RNA, 2272 nt
Organism: Scophthalmus maximus (turbot)
Lineage: Eukaryota; Metazoa; Chordata; Actinopteri; Pleuronectiformes; Scophthalmidae
Gene: snrnp70
Product: small nuclear ribonucleoprotein 70 (U1)
Exons: 10
Coding region: 223-1695 (490 amino acids)
Biological process (GO): mRNA splicing, via spliceosome
Cellular component (GO): U1 snRNP; precatalytic spliceosome; U2-type prespliceosome
Molecular function (GO): mRNA binding; U1 snRNA binding
Source: RefSeq, a predicted model, not a curated record
CCCUUCACGGCAGCCCGCCAUUUUAUUUCAGGAGAAAAGAGAUCGCCCGCACGCAUUGAGCGGAGUCGCGGCCUUGUUGUGUUUGCCUGCCAUACCCGACCGAUCCGUUGUUUUUCCCUCUCUCAACCGCGAGUUGGUUCAGUAGAGCUGCGUAAACCGUGCGCGUCUUCAUCCGGUCUAUGGUGUGACUUUUGUCAAACGUCGGAGGAGAGAAGGUGAAAGAUGACUCAGUUUCUCCCCCCGAACCUACUGGCCCUCUUUGCGCCGCGGGACCCCAUACCAUUCCUGCCGCAGCUGGAGAAGCUGCCCCACGAGAAGCACCACAACCAGCCUUACAGUGGCAUCGCUCCGUUCAUCAGGCACUUCGAGGAUCCGAGAGAUGCUCCUCCACCAACACGGGCAGAGACGCGCGAUGAGCGGCUGGAGAGAAAGAGGCGAGAGAAGAUUGAGAGACGGCAAACAGUGGUGGAGACAGAACUCAAGCUUUGGGACCCCCAUAAUGACCCUAAUGCACAAGGGGAUGCUUUCAAGACGUUGUUCGUUGCACGAGUGAACUAUGAUACCACAGAGUCCAAGCUUCGGCGUGAGUUUGAGGUUUAUGGCCCCAUCAAACGGAUAUACAUUGUCUACAACAAGAGGACAGGGAAGCCUCGGGGCUAUGCAUUCAUUGAGUAUGAGCAUGAACGAGACAUGCACUCUGCCUACAAACAUGCGGACGGAAAGAAGAUCGAUGGUAGAAGGGUACUGGUGGACGUGGAGCGAGGACGCACUGUCAAAGGAUGGCAUCCUCGCAGACUGGGUGGUGGUUUGGGUGGCACCAGGAGAGGUGGAGCUGAUGUCAACAUCAAGCACUCUGGCCGAGAUGAUGCAUCACGCUAUGACGAUCGCACCCUGGGAGGAGUGGGUGAUCGGGAGCGCGGAGAACGGAGGGAACGAAGUCGGGAGCACAGCGAGCGUGGUGAGCGUGGUGAGCGUGGUGAGCGCGGUGAGCGUGGUGAGCGGGACAAGGAGAGAGUAGAGCGCCGGAGAUCCCGAUCCCGCGAACGUCGUCGUCGUACCCGUUCCCGGGAGCGUGAAAGAGAGAGGGACAGACCGGCGGUAGGAGGAGAGGAUGCCAACAGUGGCAGUAGUCGCCGUCGAGAGCGAGAGAGGGAGCGUGGGGCGGCAGUGGGCGGAGACAGCAGGAGUAGGGAGAGGAGUCGAGACCGGAAGAGGAGAAGCAAGAGCCGGGAUCGCAAGAGGGAUCGGGAGAGAGGCAAGGGGCUGGAUGGGGAGGAGGUCAGCCAGGGAGAAGGUGCCCCCGAGGGUGUGGAACGGAUGCUGGAGGAACACGAAGGAGAAGUGGGUGAGGGCACGGAGGAGCGUAGAGAGAGGGACCGAGAAAAGGACAGGGACCGAAGGCGUAGUCACAGGGAAAGAGAAAGGCGCAGGGGAGACCGGGACCGAGACAGGGACCACAAAAGGGAGCGGGGGGAGAGGGACAAGGGGGAACGCAGGGAAGAGCGCCACGGAUCCCUACGAGAUGAAGUGGGCUCCCAGGAUGACAUAGGAAAUGAGGAUGAGGGAGGAGCGCCGUCGCACGUGGAGGACUACAGUCAGGAUGGGAUGAAUGAUCAGCAGUCGGUGCCAUCGGCUGACGGAUAUGGCUCCAGUGAGAACGGCUACAAAAUGGAAGCACCAGGAGAAGAAUACUGAAAUGGCCCCUACCCCAGCAAACUCCCACUGACAAAUCAGUUGUUUCUUAUUGGUCCUUAAACUUGGCCCCUUGACUUCAGCCCAGGCACAAAAAGCCUAAAUGAAGUCGGGACGUCCUUAGUAUCACACAUCUAGCUAGCUUUCCUCCCGUCUGUCAAGAUUCUGUUGAAAUAUUCCACUAAAUAUUGUUGCAUAUACCAAAUUUGAUCUCACUAAAAGUUGCAGCUGUGAUUUAUUGCCCAACUAAUCCGUGCCACUAAAUGUUAUUAAUUACUUUGGUGAUUGAAACAAUGUCUUGUUUCCACUCUUCUGUAAGUUGGGAUGAACUUUGAAAAGACACGCUAUUCAUUUUGAGAUGAUAAAAAAGUUUUUUUUGUAAUUUUCAUAUUCAUAAAGCGGUUACAUCAUAUGCUCAUUUGGACCCAGUUACCAAUUUCUGCUCAAUGUAUGUGAAGUUGAAGGAAAUGUAGUGUUUUUUGACGAUUGAGUUUUUCCCCCUUAAUUGUUUCUUCAAUAUUUCUGUCUCCAUUAUGUAUGUUAGAUUUCCAGGGUCAUUUUAAUAAAGAUGUGACUUAAA